Messenger RNA from Orbilia oligospora ATCC 24927, 651 nucleotides. RefSeq lists its product as uncharacterized. Lineage: Eukaryota; Fungi; Ascomycota; Orbiliomycetes; Orbiliales; Orbiliaceae. The record is from RefSeq and is a predicted model, not a curated record. The transcript has 4 exons. Bases 1 to 651 code for a protein of 216 amino acids.
AUGCAGAACCAAAUGCAAUUCCAUGGCCAACAAUCUCACAACAAUGGAAACCCGGCUCUUCUGAACCUCCUCCCAAAUUCAGGUCAUCAAACGGAUCUCAACCAUCUCUGGACACAGCUACAGGAGCUCUCACAGCUGCUCUCCAUCAACAGAGAAAGUGCUGCCAAACUUGUUCAAAAAGCUGAUGAGGCAAAGGUGAGGGCGACCCCGGAAGAAGGAAGCACGCAUCUACGGGAUGCUCAACAAGAGAGCAAAGAUGACGUCCAAUCCCAAAACCGUAUACUCAGAAAGGAAAAUGCCACCCUUCUAGCGGAAAACGAGGAUUUGUCAAGUCUAGUAAACGAUUACGAGUCGGUGCUGGAAAAGGUUUUAGAAGGCUUGAGGAUCUUUAUUGUCCGUCACGAACAAUCGAUAUCCACAAUCAACAUCCAUCAAAGCUAUGCGAGCCAACUUGCAAUAGAGAGACAGGUAAAUGCAGACCUUCGUCAGGAAGCUGCAGAAUUCCAAGCACGCCUUGCGAAACUAGGGGCUUUUCUUCGGAUGGCUCAUGAGAAUGAGAGUUCCCUGGGUCCCGAUGUUGUUAUUGAGGAAUUAAAGGCCGAGAAUAUGGCUUUGCGCGAUGCUUUGGGUGUGAAGCUAAAGGAGAUGUAA